AUGAGCACCAGCGCGGCGCUGCAGAACCUUGCGAAGGCGCAGGCGGCGCUGGGCCAGUUCGGCAUGGGCAUGGGCGGGAUGGGCAUGGGCAUGGGGCUGGACGUGCCAAUGUUCAACGCAGCCUAUACAGAUGGCAUGUUCAAGGCCCCCAUGGCCCAGCAGGCAAUGGCCGGCCGCAAGUCCCUGGACUCCUCGCUCCACGCCCACGGCCACGCCGCCGCCGCGGCCGCGGCCGCCGUCGCGGCCGCUUCGGCCGCCGCCGCGCGCAGCCAGCAGCAGCAGGUGCAGCAGCAGCAGCAGGCGGCGCAGCAGCAACAGUCGCAGCAGCAGCAGCAGCAGCACCAGGCGGCACCGUCGCCGUCGCGGCACUCAAUGGAGAAUCCCGCGAUAUCCAAUGCGCGCGCGGGGCCUCGGAUAUUUGUGGGCAAGCUGACCAAGGACACCACCGAGGCUGACGUCAAGGAGUACUUCAGCAGGUUUGGCUAUGUGAUGGACGUCUACAUGCCCAAGUCGAAGGACAACAAGGCGGAGCACCGCGGCUUUGGCUUCGUGACCUUUGAGACAGACGCCGCCAUCAAGCGCGUCGUCGGCGCCGGCUCCCACCGCCUGCGCAGCUCCACAAUAGCGAUCGACAUAGCCAUGCCGAAAGAGGACGACUCGAGCGGCAGCGGCGGCGUGGGGGCUGGCAACGGCGCCGGCGGGCAGCUGCCCGCGUCGCAGGCGCAGGCGCACGCCAACGCCCAGGCGGCGGCCGCCGCCGCGGCCGCGGCGGCCGCGUUCGACCCCUCCUCGGCGUUCGCCGGCUUUGGCGGCGGCGCGUUUGGCGGGAUGCCGCCAACACCCGGGUUCGACGCCGCGGCCGCGGCGGUGGCGGGGCUGGCAGCGGCGCGGCAAUUCCAGGCCGCGCAGCUGCCGAUGAUGUGA
Messenger RNA from Monoraphidium neglectum, 924 nucleotides. RefSeq lists its product as hypothetical. Lineage: Eukaryota; Viridiplantae; Chlorophyta; Chlorophyceae; Sphaeropleales; Selenastraceae. The record is from RefSeq and is a predicted model, not a curated record. The transcript has 3 exons. Gene Ontology annotation, molecular function: RNA binding. Bases 1 to 924 code for a protein of 307 amino acids.